AUGAGUUCCUUUCCACCUCCUCCUACUCAGUCCCUAGAAUGGGAAAAGCUCGGGAUUGCACCUAUGGAUGUAAACGCUCAUGUCGAGUGUGAGUAUUCGGUAUUCACUGGCCAUUGGUCCGAGCCCCGACUGGUUGAGGAUCCUUUGCUGCGCAUCCAUGGUCUCGCGCCCGGGCUCAAUUAUGGUCAACAAGCAUUCGAGGGCAUGAAAGCCUAUCGUGACCCUCAAGGCCAGAUCAACGUCUUCCGCCCCAAGGACCAUGCAGCCCGGCUGGCCUUGUCGUGUUCCGCAGUUGCUAUACCCACCAUUCCAGAGGAACUCUUCCUGCGUAGUGUCAAUCUCGCCAUUGCCGGGAAUGCUGAGUAUGUGCCACCGCACGAUACAGACGCUGCGCUCUACAUUCGACCUCUGGUAUUCGGAUCCGAUCCUUUCUUUGCCGUCUCCGCAGGCACAGGGUACAAGUUCUGCAUCUACGUCCAGCCCUACAGGGCCUACCACGGAAGUCAGCCUAUACCCGCCUUGAUCCUGGAAGACUUGGAUCGAGCUGCUCCUAAAGGUGUGGGCCAUGUCAAGGUUGGCGGAAAUUAUGGACCCGUCCUGAAAUGGAGUGAUCAGGCUCGUGCUGAGGGAUACUUCAUCACUCUACAUCUCGACAGCCGGACCAAUUCCGAGAUUGACGAGUUCAGUACCUCCGGGUUCAUUGGAUUGAAGAAAACUGGAGACUCUUUCACAGUGGUGGUGCCCAGUAGUCGCUCUAUUCUGAAGAGUGUGACCAGCACCACAUGCCUAGACUUGGCAAGAUCCAUGGGUUGGAAUGUUGAGAUUCGCCCGAUACCAUAUUCUGAGCUCCAAUAUUUCGAUGAAGUCAUCGCAGUCGGUACUGCGGCAAUGCUGGUCUCUAUCAGGUCGAUCACCCGGAGGUCUACUGAGGAGACUUUCACAUAUAACACUGACGGCUCUGGUGAUGGUUGCAAGCAGCUCCAACAGGCUCUUUUGGAUAUUCAGAAAGGAAAAGUUAAGUCCGACGAGGACUGGCUAUGGCAGGUUUUGCCCAUUGAGCAGGGAGCUGAUGAUAAAAAUGCAUGA
Molecule: messenger RNA, 1086 nt
Organism: Aspergillus vadensis CBS 113365
Lineage: Eukaryota; Fungi; Ascomycota; Eurotiomycetes; Eurotiales; Aspergillaceae
Product: branched-chain amino acid aminotransferase
Exons: 6
Coding region: 1-1086 (361 amino acids)
Biological process (GO): branched-chain amino acid metabolic process
Molecular function (GO): branched-chain-amino-acid:2-oxoglutarate transaminase activity
Source: RefSeq, a predicted model, not a curated record